Molecule: messenger RNA, 345 nt
Organism: Fraxinus pennsylvanica
Lineage: Eukaryota; Viridiplantae; Streptophyta; Magnoliopsida; Lamiales; Oleaceae
Source: the annotation of a GenBank genome assembly
AUGAGAUUGAAUGUUGAUAUGGCAAAACAUUUGGUUGUAGUGAAAUUUGAGUUGGUAUGGAAAGGUCAAGGAUCAAGGAAAUGGAAGCAUGGACACAAUGAUGGUUUCUUUAUCCAAUUUGAAUCGCCUUUAUUACGGAGAUUGUGGUUCGUCCCCAGUUCUACUGAAAAGGGGCAAAUCUUGUGCAGGUAUACCUCGGUAUUGAAGCAGACAGAAGCGUCCAAGUGCACGUGCUUAUCCUCCUUGGAGAGGGUAACAGUUUCUGAUCCAUUGGAAGUCAUUGCAAUUUAUGGAAGCUUCUUGAACUGUAGAAAGAAAACUACAAGUAGCAUGUCCUUUCUGUGA